This is a messenger RNA of Momordica charantia (bitter melon), 1677 nucleotides long. RefSeq names its product zinc finger (C2H2 type) family protein (gene YY1). Gene Ontology annotation, biological process: regulation of transcription by RNA polymerase II. NCBI's taxonomy places the organism in Eukaryota, Viridiplantae, Streptophyta, Magnoliopsida, Cucurbitales, Cucurbitaceae. Gene Ontology annotation, molecular function: RNA polymerase II cis-regulatory region sequence-specific DNA binding; DNA-binding transcription factor activity, RNA polymerase II-specific. Gene Ontology annotation, cellular component: PcG protein complex; transcription regulator complex; chromatin. The record is from RefSeq and is a predicted model, not a curated record.
GAAGACAUGGAGGAAAGGAAAUAAAAACCGGACCGAGCGGCUCGGGAGGGGAAAAUGAAGCGGUUCUUUGCAGACUAAACCAAAACCAGUAAACCGACAUGAGCACGGAACCUGAAAGCUUCCGUGUCUCUCCUCUCCCCCAUCCCGUGCCCUCUCCAUCCCUUCCCUUCUGCUUGUCAUCGAUUUCGAUUGAAUUUAGUCUUUCGAGCUUUUUGUCGAUUGGAUUGAGUUUCUCUAUCUCUACAAUAGCUUGGAGGAGAGAGGACAGGGACAUGGAGACUCACUUUAAUCACAAUCUAUUUGACAGGCGACCCAUUCUGAAGAACAAGACUCCUGCUGUCAAAUGGAUCAAAGAAUGGGUCCCUCAAGAUGUUGUUGCAACUGGAGGAAAGUGCUUUCUUUUGAAAUGGGUUACAGAGGAUACCUUGAAGGCAUUAAAGGAAAAGGCAAAACAGUCUGAGGCACCCGAACCUGAACCAGAACCAACCACUGAAGUGCUUUUCCUUUGUAGUUACGAGGGCUGUGGAAAAACAUUUAUUGAUGCAGGUGCCUUGAGGAAGCAUUCUCACAUUCAUGGGGAGAGACAAUAUGUUUGUCACUAUGAAGGCUGUGGAAAGAAAUUUUUGGAUAGUUCGAAGUUGAAAAGACACUUUCUUAUUCAUACUGGUGAAAGAGAUUUUGUGUGUCCUCAUGAAGGCUGCGGUAAGGCAUUUUCCCUUGAUUUCAACUUGAGAUCGCAUAUGAAAACGCAUUCACAAGAAAACUAUCAUAUCUGUCCAUACCCUGAUUGUGGAAAGAGAUUUGCCCACGAGUACAAAUUGAAGAACCACAUUACGUCUCACCAUGAAAAGAAUGUGCCGGCUGAAGUGGUGAAGUAUACACCACCUUCUGAGAAGCAAAUUAAGGUUUCUAAACCUUCUGGAGGAGCUUACGCAUCUGCAUCGUCAGAUCGCCCAUACGGUUGUCCAUACGAAGGGUGUGAAAAGGCUUACAUCCAUGAAUACAAGCUCAAACUCCAUCUGAGAAGAGAGCAUCCUGGACAUCUGGUAGAAGACAAUGGCAAUGCUCCAAAUAAUGGGGAAAAUGAGAUAGAUGCCAGUGAUCAAGAUGGGUAUGGUGGAAAACGGGUAAAUAAGAACCAGAAACAGAACAAGCCUAAACCAAACUUGAAGUUACCACCUUCAAAAAUAUCACAGCGAAAAGGCACAACCCCAUCUCCUGCCCCUAUAAGUGCAGUUAAAAAAUCAUGGCCAGUUAAAGAAGAAACAUACGAGGAAGAAGAUAGCGAAGAAACAGAGGAGGACCGUGAUAACGUGGACGAGGGUUGGAGAUAUGCAGAAAAUGAAGAUGAUGAUGAGGAAACAGAGUACGAAGAUUGAAUCUUAGAAAUGGGCGGCUUGUAUGUAACUACUUUUGCCCGUUUAAAAAGUUCCGCUGUAUCUGAAACUAGUAGUCUUUUUCUUCUUCAUUUUCAUGUUUUUUGCGUUUUUGUUCGCUCACAUAUCUGAUAGUAGGAGGUGAUAAAGUAUUAAAUCGAUUCCAGAUGGAAAUUAUGAUUUAUUUUGAUUAGCAUUGUGUGUGUGGAAUGAAGCAUGUCUGUGUUCGUUCCUCGAGAAUACAUUGAUAUAACCCAUUCUUUUGAACUCUGAUUGUUCAUCAAGCACUAAAGAUGUUUUU